CAGUAGCCACUCACAGCCAACACAGUCAAGAUGGGAAAGGGUUUUCAAAAUUUUAUGUCCAAGAAGGACUUCCAUCCUAGCGCAUGGUGGAAUUUGAAAAGAGUGUGGGAAGUGCGGCAAAAGAAAGCCAUCGAUGACAAAAGACAAGAAGAUCUUCGUGUUCAGUAUGAGAAAGAGCAAGAAAUGCUCAAUAACAAAGCGUUGCUGGGAGAUGAAAAGGCAAAAAUGGGUCUAUCAUUCAUGUAUGAUGCACCGGCAGGAAUGGCUAGAAGGGAAGAGCCCAAGGAGGAACCCAAAUUCGAAUGGCAGCGGAAGUAUCAUGCUCCACGUGAAGAGUGGGCUAAGGAUAACGAUCAGAUCCAAGAUCAGCCUUUUGGUAUCCAAGUGCGCAAUGUGCGGUGCUGUAAAUGUCAUAAGUGGGGUCACUUGAACACCGACAAUGAAUGUCCCCUGUACGGAAUGAGUGGCAACUUUGAAGAUGCUGGAUAUGCAAACAAUCCAUCCGAUCUGAUCAAAGAAUUACGUAAAGAACGACAAGAUGUUGGGCCAUCUCGCGUGAAAGAAGAUCGUCGGGAGAAAGGCGAAUUUAUGGAUCGAACACAAUUGGCUGAAGAAAUGAAGGAAACCCAUGGAUUGCGUCUGAAAGGAAACGUUCUGAACGGCAUUCGAGAAGAUCAGGAUGUGAGCACGCUGAAAGGUGAACCAACAGAAGCCGAGCAAAUGAAGAUGUUCCUUGAAGGUUUGAGCGACAAAGAGAAGAAGAAGCUCAUGAAGAAGCUCAUGGGUGUUACUGGAGGAGAUAAAGACAAAAAGAAGAAGAAAAAGCGAAAAGAAAAGAAACACAACAAGAAGAAGCAUCGAGAAAUUAAGAAGGAAAUCAAGGAGGAACCUGAGUCGUCAGAGUCAGACAGCUCAGAUGAUGAAGAAGAUGCGAGGAAGAAGAAACAUCGCCGUGAUUCGAGCAGUAGCAGUGAAACUGAACGGAAGCCCCCAAUGCACGAGAAAAGACGAAAUGCUCACGGGAACAGCGACAAAGAUGAGGACGAGAGAAGAUCGAGAGUAGAUAGAAAGAGACGACACGACUCUAGUGAUAGAGAAGAGGAUAGAAAGAAAGAGAAGAAUGGUCGAGAAGGGCGCAGACAUGAUUCGGAAAGUGAUAAGGAAGAUAGAAAGAAAGAGAAAAAUAAUCGCGACCGGCGCAGACAUGAUCCGGAAAGUGAUAAGGCAGAAGACCAAAGGAAAGUAAAGAAUGGUCGAGAUCGGCACAGACAUGACUCGGAUAGUGAUAAGGAAGAACGUGAUCGCAAGCAGAGAAAAUUGGAAAGAGAAGAGAAAGAACGCCGUCGACGUCAUGACUCCAAUAAUGACGAAGAUAGGGAGAGAGGCUCAAAGGGUCAGCGCAAGGAUGCGUCGUCAAGUCGACAACGAAAGGAUUCAGGUAGCAGCGAUGAAGAUGCCAAGGGCCAAAGCAGCAGUUACGAUCGUGAUGAGUCGAAAGGAAAAUCCCGUCAUGGGACUAACGGCAGAAGAAGACGCAGUACAUCUUCACCAUCACCACAUAGACGAAGAAGGAGUUCAUCAACAAGAUCGAGAUCUCCACGCGAUAGAAGAAGAUGAAUUUGAGUUUGAGAGAUAACACUUUGUAUGGAUGUAUUUUUUUUUGCACUGGUGUUGUAUUGUACCGUGUAUAUAGUGGAUAUAUAAUACCUCAAUUUCUUUUCUAGAAAGUGAUACCACCAAUGAACUUAUAGUAGUGAAUCUGUUCUUUGUGAUUGUCUAUAUGUAUC
This is a messenger RNA of Cylicocyclus nassatus, 1787 nucleotides long. The record is from the annotation of a GenBank genome assembly. NCBI's taxonomy places the organism in Eukaryota, Metazoa, Nematoda, Chromadorea, Rhabditida, Strongylidae.